Messenger RNA from Fusarium musae, 627 nucleotides. RefSeq lists its product as uncharacterized. Bases 1 to 627 code for a protein of 208 amino acids. Lineage: Eukaryota; Fungi; Ascomycota; Sordariomycetes; Hypocreales; Nectriaceae. The transcript is spliced from 2 exons. The record is from RefSeq and is a predicted model, not a curated record.
AUGGAUCCGGAAGCGACGAAACAAGGAUCCCUACAGACUCCCGCACUUAAGGACAAACUGGCCAGCGAGACCCAUUUGCGUCGCUUCACGGAGAAUGUAUUGGACUCCAGGCAGCAGGAGAUUGAGAACCGGGAAUCAGAAAAGGGCCAGCUUGCAGAAGAGGCGGAAACUCUCAGAAGACAACUUGCCGUCACCCAGCGGCAGCUCGCAGAGGCUCAGGAUCAAAUCUUUCGUCUGCAGCCUAGGAGAAGAGAUAUCACAGAAACAGAGGCUAGAGAAGCCUACAAGGUCCUAAUUGGGAAUGUCCAGCGCUGGGUUGAAAACCGUGCUGCAUUUGCUAUUGAGGAUCUGGAAAUUGGCCGCCUUGCUGCCAGAGCAUCCUCUCCAGAAGGGCUGCGACUCGUUUCUCUUCUCAGGGAACAGUCUAGACGAUGCUUGAAUGUUACGCAAGCUGAUGAGUUUCACAUCACUGGGGUCAUUAUGAACUAUCUCCACGUUACUCUGUUCUCAAAGUCCUUUUAUUGUCCUCUCGAUGAUACGGAAGGCGACGGAACGUCGAGGUGGGUUGAUGAUCUCGAGAACACUAUGUCUCGACUGCCAAGAGAAUGCGCCGGCAAAGGUUUUUGA